GCUGCAAGAGAAGGAACCGCAGACACACAAACCAACCAAGAAACCACCAACAACACCUCUCCCCCCACCCCAAAAAAGAAUGGUGAACAUCCAAUCUUCCUACACGGUGACGCCUUCAGAGCCCACACCAGAAGUGAGGCUCUUCUCCCUCUGCGAGCAAAUCAAGCUUCGCACCCACGCUCCCUCCUUCUACGCGUACAAUCCCACUAACUUCGACAAAAUCAACAUCCACAACCUCAGAGACGCUCUCAGCAAGGCCCUCUCCAUCUACUACCCUUUCGCUGGCAGACUCUGCUGGACACAGGGUGGUAGAUGGGAGAUCCAUUGCAACGCUAAAGGAGCCUUGCUAAUUGAAGCUUCCUGCAAAGGGAAGACACUCGAGGAUCUUCGAGACUUUGUUCCCAACGGUUUGGUGACUCAGCUCAUUCCCAACAUCGAUUAUUCUGCUCCGCUUGAAGAUACCCCGAUCUUGGCGGUUCAGCUCACCAGAUUCAGCUGCGGCGGGGUCACCGUCGGCGUCGCCAUGUGCCGCGGCGCACUCGACGGAACUGGCGGUAUGAGGUUCAUAAACACGUGGGCCAAGCUCGCCAGAGGGGAACCUCUGGACGAAUCUGAUCAGUAUCCUUGCCAUGACCGUACGGAGCUGAACUCUCGAAAGAUGAGUACGGGUUCCGAGUUCAGUGACAAGAAUGGUCAUGACCAUUCUGAGUAUGGAACCCCGCCCCCAUGGCUAGGUUCAUUGGGAACCGAAGACGCUAAAGUCGCCGUAGAAGUCAUGAAGCUCACAGGAGAGCAAGUCAAGAAGCUCAAAAUGAAAGCCACGUCCACCAACGGUAACGGUGAAAUGACGAAACCCUUCUCGAGUUUCGAGGCCAUUGCGGGGCAUUUAUGGAAAUCUGUUAGCAAAGCAAGAUACGAAGGAAACAGUGCACAGCCAACCAGGCUAACGACUUUGGUUAACUGCAGGAACCGUCUAAAGCCACCGCUUCCUCCGGUGUACGCGGGGAACGCGGCUUUUCCUACGACGACCCCUACUUGUACCUUUGGCGACCUUAUAGAGAACCCUGUGGGGUUCGCGGCCACCAAAGUGAAGGGGGCGAUCGCCAAGGUGGACGACGAGUUCGUCAGAUCCGCUCUUGAAUACAUUGAUAAUGUAAAAGAUAUGAACUUGAUAAGGUACAAUUUUCACUAUCCUGCCAAGAGUGUUCAUAAGGGACCUUCCAAAGGGAAUCCGAACUUGUUCGUAGUGAGUUGGAUGAAUUUCUCAUAUGAGCAUGCCGAUUUUGGUUGGGGUGUACCUUAUUAUUUUGGACCUGUGUAUAUGGAUGCUGAGGGUAAAGCCUUUUGUCUCAACAAACCUAAUGGUGAUGGUAUGGUACAUGUGGCUAUCUCUUUGGACUCGGCUCACAUGCCUGCUUUCAAGAAAAUCUUCUAUGAGGACAUAUAAUAAGUUUUUUUUCUUUAUUUUGUAAUUUUUUUCUUUUGGAAAAAAGACCCCUUCUUUGUACCACUUUCGGCUGUUGUUUAUUUAUUUUUGCAAGGACCUUGAGAUUCGACUUAAA
Molecule: messenger RNA, 1562 nt
Organism: Arachis stenosperma
Lineage: Eukaryota; Viridiplantae; Streptophyta; Magnoliopsida; Fabales; Fabaceae
Product: hydroxycinnamoyl-CoA:piscidic acid hydroxycinnamoyltransferase-like
Exons: 1
Coding region: 80-1447 (455 amino acids)
Molecular function (GO): acyltransferase activity, transferring groups other than amino-acyl groups
Source: RefSeq, a predicted model, not a curated record